Molecule: messenger RNA, 1431 nt
Organism: Dovyalis caffra
Lineage: Eukaryota; Viridiplantae; Streptophyta; Magnoliopsida; Malpighiales; Salicaceae
Source: the annotation of a GenBank genome assembly
AUGACUGUUUCACAACUAAAAGGUUCCCCCUUUUAUGGAGUUACUGGUGAAGGAUGUGAAAGGAGAGGAAUGAAAAAAUGGAGUGAAGCUUUUACAUUAAAAGACAAAAUACAAGUUCCUCGUGAUUGUCAUUUUGUGGUGAGCAAUAAGAGGGGAAUGAGAUUGAACACUGUCACCAAGUGUGGUGGACCAAUCAGUGAUCAGCCAACUUCAGAGUAUGGCUUGAACCUUUCCAGUGUUGAGGAGAGAUUAGCUUCAAACAAUGGACGAUCUGUAAGCAAGGGAAUCUUUGACUCAACAGGGCCACCAAUGAGCAGUCAAUCACACACAGCAAGUGUCCAAAAUGAACUUCUAAUGCUUUCUUUACCAGCAAUUGCUGGACAAGCAAUUGAACCUUUAGCACAACUGAUGGAAACAGCUUAUGUCGGUAGAUUAGGGCCGUUGGAGUUGGCAUCAGCCGGAGUUUCCAUGUCAAUUUUCAAUAUCCUGUCAAAGGUUUUUAAUAUACCUCUCCUCAGUGUAGCAACUUCAUUUGUGGCUGAAGACAUCUCAAGGAGUGCUGGCAAGUCUUCUUCAGGUUAUGGCUGCCCUGAUGAUGAAAUGGCUGAAAGAAAGUCACUACCUUCUGUCUGUACUGCCUUAGUCUUAGCAGCUGCAAUUGGUGUAUUUGAGGCCUUGGCAAUGUAUCUAGGAUCUGGAAUAUUUCUCAACAUGAUGGGCAUACCACCUGCUUCACCAAUGCGCAUUCCAGCAGAAAGAUUUCUCAAACUCAGAGCAAUCGGUGCUCCAGCAGUUGUAGUUUAUUUGGCCAUUCAAGGCAUUUUCCGGGGAUUUAAGGACACAAAGACUCCUCUUCUACGCCAAAUGUUCAAAGAAGAGGUGAAGGCUUCUAAACAUAAUUCAGUAAAUAGAUCUCAGAACCAUAAUGGUGAAAGUAUGACCAAAGGUGGUUUUCUUCUUGGGAGAACCUUAGCUGCUGUCUUGACCAUAACUUUGAGCACAUCUAUGGCUGCUCGUCAAGGAGCACUAGCCAUGGCAGCUCAUCAAAUAUGUUUACAAGUGUGGUUAUCAGUUUCACUCCUUGCAGAUGCUCAAGCUGCAUCUAGUCAGGCCCUUAUUGCAAGUUCUUCUGCAAAAGGUGACUACAGCACUGUGAAAGAAAUUACUUUCUCUGCUUUAAAGUUUGUGAGUGCUAGUCAACCUAUUAAUGCGCUUGCUUAUAUAUUUGAUGGUCUCCACUACGGCAUAUCUGAUUUUUCAUAUGCUGCUUGGUCUAUGAUGGUGGUUGGGGCAAUAUCUUCUGCAUUUAUUCUUUACGCACCCUCAAUUGUUGGUCUCUCUGGAGUAUGGUCUGGAUUAACUCUUUUCAUGGGCUUGCGGACUGUCGCUGGAUACAUGAGGUAUGAACUGCAUGACAUUAACUUCCAAUAG